UUUUAUAGUUUUGUCAAAAUUCUUUUUAAUCGUUGAAAACGAAGCCUCUCUCGUUUGUUCACAGGCGAAGGAACAGGACUAAAAAGGAAUGAACGAAGAACAGCGAUCUAUUCUCCUUCAAUCCUCUUCUCGUUUCCCGCCGCCAAAAGGAACUAAGCUCUCUUAUGGCACCGCCGGAUUCAGAGCCGACGCAUCGAUCCUCCAGUCCACAGUAUUCAGAAUCGGGAUUCUGGCGGCGUUGCGGUCUUUGAAGACUGGAGGAGCGGUGAUCGGGUUGAUGAUCACUGCUUCACACAACAAAGUCUCUGAUAAUGGCAUCAAAGUCGCUGACCCAAGCGGCGGAAUGCUCACUCAAGAUUGGGAGCCAUUUGCUGAUUCUAUCGCUAACGCUGCAGAUCCUGAAAGUCUCGUCAAGUUGAUAACUGAAUUUGCAAAGAAGGAAAACAUCCGACUUGAUGGAGCAAAAGCAGCAGUUUUAUUGGGAAGAGACACCAGGCCCAGUGGUGAAUCACUUGUCAAAGCUGCAAACAAAGGAAUUUGUUCUGUAUUGGGAGCUGUUGCAAUUGAUAUGGGGAUUGUAACAACUCCAGAAUUGCAUUGGAUGGUUCGUGCCAGAAACAAGGGUUUGAAAGCAACCGAGCUUCAUUAUUUUGAUCAACUUUCCACCUCUUUUAGAUGGUUGAUAGAUUUGAUACCCGAGAAGAGCAGAGAUAAUCAUCCAAUUGGGAAAUUGGUUGUUGAUUGCUCAAAUGGAGUGGGUGGGGAGAAGCUUCAAGUUUUGAAAGAAAAGUUGAAUGCUUUUUUGCAUUUAGAGAUUCGUAAUUCAGGUAAUUCAGGUAUACUAAAUGAUGGAGUUGGUGCUGAUUAUGUACAAAAGGAGAAAGUUGCUCCUCAAGGCUUUUUUGGUCAUUCAGAUGUUGGGAUAAGGUGUGCAAGUCUAGAUGGAGAUGUGGAUCGGUUUGUAUACUUUACACUCACAUCAAAUGGAGACAACAAAAUCAACCUAGUCGAUGGAGACAAAAUUUUAUCCUUGUUUGCUUUAUUUAUCAAACAGCAACUAAGUAUCCUCAAUGAAGAUGUUGGUGUUGGUGUUGUACAAACGGCUUAUGCUAAUGGUGCAUCCACUAAAUACCUAAACGAUGUGGGACUAAAAGUCGUAUUUACCCCCACGGGAGUCAAGUAUUUGCAUGGAAAAGCCGAAGAAUAUGAUAUUGGUAUCUAUUUCGAAGCAAAUGGUCAUGGAACAGUUUUAUUCUCGGAUCAUUUCUUAAGUUGGUUAGAUGGUAUAAAAAAUGAGCCUUGUUCAGGUUUAGAGAAGCAGAAUGCUGUCAAGAGGUUACAGGCAGUGGCUAAUCUGAUGAAUCAGGCUGUUGGUGAUGCCCUGAGUGGGUUGCUUUUAGUUGAAGCCAUCCUACAACAUAUGGGAUGGUCAGUUGAUAAAUGGAAUGAACUUUAUCAUGAUCUGCCAAGCAGACAACUUAAGGUAAAAGUUGCAGAUAGAAGUGCGGUGGUAACAACUAAUGCAGAAACCAGUGUUGAGAAGCCACCUGGCCUUCAAGAAGCUAUCACUGCAUUAACUGCUAAAUACCCACAAGGCAGAUGUUUUGUACGGCCAUCAGGAACAGAAGAUGUUGUGAGAGUUUAUGCAGAAGCAAAAACACAGGAGGAGGCAGAUGAGCUUGCUGAUUCUGACGACAAGACAGAACAGAACAGAACAAGAACAUGA
Lactuca saligna is the source of this 1726-nucleotide messenger RNA. Lineage: Eukaryota; Viridiplantae; Streptophyta; Magnoliopsida; Asterales; Asteraceae. The record is from the annotation of a GenBank genome assembly.